Molecule: messenger RNA, 2137 nt
Organism: Eublepharis macularius
Lineage: Eukaryota; Metazoa; Chordata; Lepidosauria; Squamata; Eublepharidae
Gene: CREB3L4
Product: cAMP responsive element binding protein 3 like 4
Exons: 10
Coding region: 96-1412 (438 amino acids)
Biological process (GO): regulation of transcription by RNA polymerase II
Cellular component (GO): nucleus
Molecular function (GO): RNA polymerase II cis-regulatory region sequence-specific DNA binding; DNA-binding transcription factor activity, RNA polymerase II-specific
Source: RefSeq, a predicted model, not a curated record
GCUUCCUCCUCCGAUGCACUUUAAGUGCAAGACCAGGGCUUAGUAACAGGAACCUCGUUCUAUUGCAGGCGUGUGAAGGGACCAAGGGAAAAGCUAUGGAGUCUGGCAGCUCCGAUCUUCUGGACAUUCUCUUUGAGCAACGGGAAGAACUGUUCCCCACCGGCAGCUUCUCUGCAGCAGAUCCCAGACUCAGUUUCCCCCUCCAGGACCACGCGUACGGAUGCAUCCUGGAGAAACCUUGUGAGAUGUGGUCACCCAGCAGGGAGCAGGGCCAGAACGACAGCGACUCUGAAGACCUUCUGCGAAUGUUCAUCAACCCCAAUGACGUCUACAAUUCAGGGAGUCCCUUGGCCUCCCCGGAGAGCGACAGCGGGAUCUCUGACGACCCCCGUGAGGACACCCCCUUGCAAAACGAGGCUGUCCCACCAGACUUGUCCCCCACGGCCAUUUACGAGGUCAUCUGUGACACUGGGGUGAUAGAGGGGCACCCAAUGCCAGGGAACAUCUUCUCCAGCCACCUAGAAAACUGGACUCCUCCAAUAAUGCUUCCAGAGGCCUGCAUUACAAGCGAAAUUUCACCUACGUUCUUCGAAAACUUGACAAAACCCAACAUGGCAGAUCUUCCCAAGGACCCGGGCUCUUUCUUACAGCAUCACCUCCCUGGCUUCUUCCUGACGGACGAAGAAAGGCGGCUGCUGAGCCAGGAGGGCGUGUCAGUGCAAGGCACCCUGCCCCUCACCAAGGCAGAGGAACGGGUUCUGAAGAAAGUGCGGCGGAAAAUCCGGAACAAGCAGUCGGCUCAGGACAGCCGCCGACGGAAGAAGGAGUACGUCGAUGGAUUGGAGAGCCGGGUGGCAGCAUAUUCAGCCCAGAACCAGGAACUGCAGAAGAAAUUGCAAGAACUGGAGACGCACAACGUAUCCUUGAUCAGCCAGCUCCGGAAGCUCCAAGGACUCAUCAAGCAGACUUCCACCAAGGCGACCCAGACCAGCACGUGCCUGGUGAUCCUCAUCUUCUCUCUUGGACUUCUCAUCCUACCGAGCUGCAGCUCCUUGCUUGGGAGGACCCAGACAAGUCAGGAAGAGUACCAACCCUCUGGAGUGAUUUCCAGAACAAUCCUGACUGAGGGAGGACUGUCUGAUCCGGAAGAGCCCCCCGGUGCUGCCGAACCAGAAUCCGCUCUCUUGAAAACCGAACAGGUCCAGGAAGGUUCACUGGGUCUAGAUGCCAGCAGUGGAGAGAAAGGGGCCAAAGACAGUCCCUCUAGCAUCAGAGAGCCACUUGUGAACAUGUCCGCUCCAGGCCCCCUUGGGAACUCCGAGGCAGAAGGAAAGGAGGGCUUGCUGGCUAAAGCAGAGAAGCGCGAGCCUGAAAGAGACCCAGCCAAACAAACACAUGCGGAUGAGAUGUAAGAGCUAGAGAGGUUCUAUGGAAAAAGACUGUGGAUUCAAAACAUCUGAUCGGGGACUCUCUCGCAUGAUUUCUGCAACCCUUCUAGGCUGACGCAAGCAGCUACACAUCUCCCAAAGGCAGUCAGUUCAGCCAGUGAAGCAAGCAAACUCCUUGGUUUUUUGAAGGACACAGAGCCAGAUUCAAGGUAGUCUCUGCACACUGGAGAAGUGAGCUGUGAUUCACGAAAGCUCCUGCCCUACCACAAAUUUUGUCAGUCUUAUAGACGUUACUGGACUCUUGCUCUUUUCUGUCGCCACACUGGACUACAUAAACGCUAUCUUUCCUUAUUUAUGGGGGACGAUCUUCAUUUUCGGGCCUCCAUCUCCAAUAAAUCAAGGUCCCAAUUUUUUGCCUUUUAGCAACAACUUUUAAAAUUUUUGUUUCUAAGUUUGUCUCUCUUCGGGUUUCUGCCCCCAGAAGGUGAACCUCUGUGUUUGGGUUGUGGUGGGUGUCUCUCAUCUCUCAUGUGCAUCACACAUGGAAAUGUGCGCACGUGAACAUUAAGGCUAGCUGUAAUGCGCUGUCUGAUCAUUCACAUGCCAGCGAAGCUGAUUUUGAUUGGUGGAUUGCAAAUCACAGGACAAUUGCAUUUCCCCAGUUGUAGCUGUAACCAAAUGAACAAAGGCCGUCUUGAUUGUACAAACAGUACGGGGCUAGAUAUCGUGGAAUAAAAGAAUCCCACAGA